Molecule: messenger RNA, 1974 nt
Organism: Rhipicephalus microplus (southern cattle tick)
Lineage: Eukaryota; Metazoa; Arthropoda; Arachnida; Ixodida; Ixodidae
Gene: Fkbp59
Product: FK506-binding protein 59kD
Molecular function (GO): protein binding; peptidyl-prolyl cis-trans isomerase activity
Source: RefSeq, a predicted model, not a curated record
GCCGACACGAGCGGUGAUCGCCAGAGCCCUGAGUUGCCGAAAGUUCUAGAAUCGCCGCGACUGGCGCACCGCGUUUGUGCCUGAGCUGUGCGUGCACGCAUCCGCGAUUUAGUAGAUCGGCGUUUGCGCUGCCUCGGUUCUAUCUCUCUGCGUGUCGCAGAAUCUUCGUUGUCGUUCGAAGCCAAGGGGAUCGUCUAGCCGUCGGCGACGAGGAGCAGCACGAUGACGGAAGGCGACGACCAUGCGGCUGCCGCUCAGGGCGAUCAGCAACAGCACGCGGAGGCGGUUGCCGCCGCCGGUCCCAAUGCCGUGGACAUUACGCCCGAGAAGAACGGCGGCGUGCUCAAGGAGAUCAUCACUCCCGGCACGGGCGACGAGACGCCCGGCGAUGGGUGCUCGGUCACCGUUCACUACACGGGAAAACUGGUGGACGGCACCGAAUUCGAUUCGAGCCGCCUGCGGGGCAAGUUCGACUUCAACCUCGGCACCGGGUCUGUGAUCAAAGCAUGGGAAAUCGGAGUCAAGACAAUGAAGAAAGGGGAGGUGGCCAUUCUCACCUGUGCACCCGACUAUGCCUACGGCGACAAGGGCAGCCCACCGAAGAUCCCGCCUAAUUCAACGCUCAUCUUCGAGGUCGAGCUGCUCGACUGGAAACUGGAGGACAUCAGCGUGGACAAUGACGGGAGUGUUCAGCGCAGGAUUCUUUCUGCUGGUCAACUCUACACGACUCCAAAGGAGGAAUCCACCGUAAGAGUCCACCUCAAGGGCCUGUACGAAAACCGUGUGUUUGAAGAGAGAGAUGUUGAGUUUGUGAUUGGCGAAGGAGCGGACCAUGGUGUCAUAAAGGGUGUGGAAGAGGGCGUGCAGAAGUUCAAGAAGGCGGAGAAGUCCCUUCUGCGGAUUGCACCCAGCAAGGCCUUUGGCGCAGCUGGCAACCCACAGUUCAACAUCCCACCUGAUGCAACGGUCGAAUACGAGGUCACCCUGAAGAGCUUUGAGAAUGUCAAGGAGUCCUGGGAGAUGGAUGCCCCAGAAAAGUUAGAACAAGCAGAGAUCUGCAAAAGCAAGGGCACAGACUUUCUCAAGGCUGAGAAGUACGAUUUGGCGCUGGGCAAGUAUCGCCGAGCGGUGACCCUCCUAGAGCACGACGCCCUCGAAGGUGACCUCAAGGAGCGGCGAAACGCUUUGCUCCUUGCCACCCACCUCAACAUGGCCCUGUGCCACAGCAAGCUAAACGACCCUCUGGAGGCCAUCCGUGCCUGCAACAGUGCACUCGGGCUGGAUCCCCGCUCCGAGAAGGCCCUGUUUCGCAGGGGACAGGCAUACAUUGCGACCAAUGAUUUCGAGCUUGCCCGCAAGGACUUUGAGGAAGUGCUGAAGAUAGACUCAAACAACAAGGCUGCCCGCAACCAGCUCAGCAUCUGCACUGUCAAGCUGAAGCAGCAGCUACAGAAGGAGCGCCAGAUGUACAAACACAUCUUUGAACGCAUGGCUGCCCAGAACAAUACUAACGCUCCACCUAGCGCUGCCAAGGAACCAGGCAAGGACGAUCCGCUGGAGCCAGGCGUCUGGAACCGCUCCGACGAGAACAGCCAGGAGGCCGCUACCCCGGAAGAGUCUAAAACAGCCAUCGAAGCCGACAAGGAAGUGCCGCCACCACCAGAAUCUGUCCCCGCAUCGACAUAGUGUCUGUCCCUUUCCAACCAGUCAGCAGCGCCACAUUGCGUGGCUUUCAAGCUUGUCCGAGAAAUGGAUGAAAAAUCAUCGUUUUGUUCCCUCUCUUUUUUUUUUUUUUCCUGUCCUGCAUUUUCGUGGCACCUUGGUUUCCUCGCCUCCAUGAUCGCUGUUGUCGACCGGUCGUGGCAGACUUGCAAGUCUAAUCAUUCCUUGUGUGUCCUGCUCGUUCAGGGGUGUGUGAAGAUCCUCCGAGCAUCAUUUCAGCCAGUGUUUUGAAUAAAGACUUGUUCGUACAGA